UGGGGAGGCCGGGUCCUCCAGAGCCCCUUCUCCGCCUGCUCUUUGGCGACGGGCUGCGUCUGGGCUUCCCUUCGGGGCUCUGGCUGCCCAUUGGGGCAUCUGGUUGGCCACUGAGAAGAGGAUGUUGGUCUAGACGCGCCUUUGAUGUAAUCUAGUAAAAUGGAAAUGGACUGCCUUCAAGGCGAUCCUACAGCAUGGCGACCCCAUGAAUAGGGUUUUCAUGGAUUUGGUAGUAUCCCCAAUUAGGACAGCCUUUGCCAGAAGAGAGAGGUGGCUCUUGGGCCCUGUCAGAGGCUUCCUUGGAGCACAGAAAUAAAAGAUGGAAGACUCAGCUGGCCCUGAAGCAGGAAGAGGUCCAUAUAUCAUCCAUGCUGGGAGCCCUGAGGAAUUCUGGGAAAGAACAGCGCAGAAGAUCCUGGGUGAGGAGAACACCCUCAGCUCAGACGUGCAGCUCCAGCACUUCAGGCAGUUCUGCUACCAGGAGGCUGAGGGCCCCCGAGAUAUUUACAACCGACUCUACAAUCUGUGCUGUCAGUGGCUGAAGCCAGAGCGCCACACAAAGAAUGAGAUCUUGGACCUGGUGAUCCUGGAGCAGUUCCUGGCUGUCCUUCCACCGGAGAUGGAGAACUGGGUGAGGGAAUGUGGAGCAGAGACCACUUCCCAGGCAGUGGCCCUGGCCGAAGGUUUCCUCCUGAGCCGUGCAGAGGACAAGAAGCAGGCAGAACAGGCCAACAGUCUGUUUGCAGAAGAGGCCACUGAUUUCCUAGAGUCACGGGAGGCUCUGUCAGACGCCAGAGUGUGUUCCAUGCGAAGGGGGAACAUUCAGGAGAGUGAGAGACGUGCCAGUUCACUCAAUGGUGAAAUGAGGCCAGCAAGACCUCCUCAACCAUCUCUUCUUUGUGGUGGAGAAGAAGCAGCUGCUGUGAAGGAGGACCAGGGUCCCGUGUCCUUUGAGGAGGUGGCUGUGUACUUCACUGAAGAGGAGUGGGUUUUGCUGGAUCCUGACCAGAGGGUGCUGCACAGGGAAGUCAUGGAGGAGAAUUGUCGGAUUCUCACCUCUCUCGGUUAUGAAUGGGAAACCAAGAAUCAAGGAGAACUACACGGGGUGUUCCCUGAAACAGCCAGGUGUAUUAAGGGGGAACAGCAGAGAAGGAGAGCUAUUGAAGAAAAGAAGAGGAGGAAUAAGCCCCCUACUUCUCAGAGUAGUGACUGCCAUAAAGUCCCAGUCCACGAAAAAAUGGAAAAAAUGAAAGAAAGUAAUACACAGCUCACUAAACAUCAAAGAACACAAACAGUGGAGAAACCAUAUAAAUGUUUGGAGUGUGGAAAGAGCUUCCGUCAGAAGGCAGACCUCACUCCCCAUCAAAGAAUACACACAGGAGAGAAACCAUAUAAAUGCUCUGAAUGUGCAAGGCGCUUCUAUUGGAAGGCACAUCUUACUUUUCAUCAAAGAAUUCACACAGGGGAUAAAUCAUUUAAAUGUUUGGAGUGCGGAAAGAGCUUCUUUUGGAAGGCAGACUUCACUAUUCAUCAAAGAUUUCACACAGGGAAGAAACCUUAUAAAUGCUCUGAAUGUGGAAAGAGCUUCAUUAGAAAAUCUCAUCUCACUACUCAUCAAACAAUACACAUAGGGCAGGAACCACUUAAAUGCUUGGAGUGUGGAAAGAGGUUCACAUACAAGUGUAGCCUCACUACUCAUCAAAGAAUUCACACAGGGGAUAAACCAUUUAAAUGCUUGGAGUGUGAAAAGAGCUUCAUAUGCAAGGGUAGUCUCACUUCUCAUCAAAGAAUUCACACAGGGGAUAAACCAUUUAAAUGCUUGGAGUGUGGAAAGAGAUACACAUGGAAGAGUAGUCUCACUACUCAUCAAAGAAUUCACACAGGGGGUGAACCAUUUAAAUGUUUGGACUGUGGAAAGAGCUUCUUUUGGAAGACAGACCUCGCUACUCAUCAAAGAAUUCACACUGGGGAGAAACCAUAUAACUGCUUGGAGUGUGGGAAGAGCUUCUGUCGGAAGGCACAUCUCACUACACAUCUAAGAAAUCACACAGGGGAGAAACCAUAUAAAUGCUCUGAAUGUGGAAGGAGCUUCCGUCAGCAGGCACAUCUCAUUUCUCAUAAAACAAUACACACAGGGGAGGAACCAUUUAAAUGCUUGCAGUGUGGAAAGAGCUUCACGCGUAAGGAUAGUCUCACUACUCAUCAAAGAAUUCACACAGGGGAGAAACCAUAUAAAUGCUUGGAGUGUGGAAAGAGCUUCCGUCAGCAGGCACAUCUCACUUCUCAUGAAAUAAUUCAUACAGGGAAGAAACCAUACAGUUGUUUGGAGUGUGGAAAGAGUUUCACACAGAAAAGGAGUCUCACUUCACAUCAAUAUAUUCACACAGGCGAGAAAUCGUUUAGAUGAAGUGUGGAAAGAACUUCUGUCAGAAGGAAUAUUUCAUUUUGCAUAAAAAAAUUCAUGCAGGGGAGGAACUAUAGAAAUACAUGCACUACUCAUCAAUGAAUUAGCAAGGGAGAAACUUCAUAUAUGCUUGCAAUGUGGAGACACGACAUUUCUCAUCAAAAGUGUUCAUAGAGGAGGGACAAUAUAGGUUGAAUAUGGAAUAUGAUUCUGUUUCUGUUUAACCUUCAUUUCAGAUUGGAGAUGGGGUGGUGAGGGAUGUGGCCUGGAGGAUGGAGCAUGGCCUGUGGAGGGAUCUGAGAGCCUGAUGGUGAGGCCUCGAGAUCCACAUUCAUCUCCCAAGCCUAAGGUGUCUCAAUUCUGUUAUAGAUGGAGAUUAACAGAUACCACUGCACCAUACUUGCUCCCAGAAAGCCCAUGCCAUGUAGGAAGUUGAAAAAUUGAAGAUUUAUUAUGUUUUCAAUUGGCAUAAAUAAAGGGAUCUAUCACCAGGGGUUUCUAAGAGCCUUGGUGAGACCUAAGUGGAAUAGUAGAAUUCACCCCCACAAUGAGGUUUGUAAGAGUUUUCCAUUGCAAUACUACAGCCGCAUCCUGUUUUGCUCUGAGGAGGCUGAAAUUGAGAAGUGUAACAUCGGAGAGAGAGAGAGUGUGAGCCAAAAUGCAAAAUAUAUUCAGCCUAAGAGUUUUGACAUAAAUUAAUAUGCUAUUAGGUAGGAGGGCAUGGAUUUUCCAUACCAGGAAACUGUGUCACUCCCUGACCAUACAGAGGUGGAUCCUUGGUUGUGUCAGCGUAAUACUUAGGCCCAGAAGCCUGGGUAUUGCUUUUGGGGAAAGGAGCGAGUCCCUCUGCCGAGUUCCUCCGCUGGUAGAGUAUCAAGGAUCUACCUCAGAGGCUUUAAGUAUCCAUUUUUAGUAGCUUUGCUGUCUGAAAGUGACUGUGCAUGCUUGUAUUCUCUUCUCCGCUUUUAAUAAAUCAUAUCUU
Messenger RNA from Rhineura floridana, 3386 nucleotides. Its product is annotated as zinc finger protein ZFP2-like. NCBI's taxonomy places the organism in Eukaryota, Metazoa, Chordata, Lepidosauria, Squamata, Rhineuridae. The transcript is spliced from 7 exons. Gene Ontology annotation, biological process: regulation of transcription by RNA polymerase II. The coding region runs from base 320 to 2407 and encodes 695 amino acids. The record is from RefSeq and is a predicted model, not a curated record. Gene Ontology annotation, molecular function: DNA-binding transcription factor activity, RNA polymerase II-specific; RNA polymerase II cis-regulatory region sequence-specific DNA binding.